Molecule: messenger RNA, 960 nt
Organism: Polychytrium aggregatum
Lineage: Eukaryota; Fungi; Chytridiomycota; Chytridiomycetes; Polychytriales
Exons: 5
Coding region: 1-960 (319 amino acids)
Biological process (GO): regulation of protein localization; cilium assembly
Cellular component (GO): ciliary transition zone; ciliary membrane
Source: RefSeq, a predicted model, not a curated record
AUGCUCACGCUCUACGCCGAGCCGUUCCUCAAGCGGCACUAUGCCCCGCUGUUCUCGUGGGCCUCGCUCUCGCUCGCGCUCACGGCCGCCGCCGGGCUCGUUCUGCCGUUUGUCCUCGCCUAUGCCUCGGGAUCCUUCUGGCUCAAGCUGGCGACCUCCUUUGAGCAGCCCAAGGUCGGAUUCACGGGCAACAUGGUCCUGUUACUGGAGGGCAACGUGCGCGCUGCCUCAAGCAUCCUGCCGCUCUCGAUCUAUUGGGCAUCCAGCGAGGCCUACAACGUCCAUUACAACGACCACACCCGCGUGCCCACCAUCAAGUUCCGAGAUACGGAUGUCAAUCGGGACGGCAUCGUGGACUACUUUGACCUGUGGUUGACCAUUCCGCUGCGUGACAACGAGGACAUUUACCACGUACGACUGGGCUUGGAGAUGCAGUAUGUCCUUUACGAUGUCAUUCGCUUCAAGAUGAGCGCGCUGGCUCUGCACGAUCUCAUGACGACCACACCGGGCUCGUCUGUGGAUGUCGAGGCCGAUCUGCAACUGGUGCAACGAGACCGAGUGCGCGACGGGCGCCUCUGGGACAUGAAUGCCGACCCGAUCUGGAACUUUACAGACUCACGCUCGACUUGGGAAUGGCGUGCAGUCCUGGAGCGAUACAACCAGCGCGAUGUGCGGACAACGCUUGCGCCUUUGACUGAGCUGUGGCAGGCUCCUCGCGCUCAAUCAUCCAAUUUUCAAAUCCACACCCGCAUCCACUUCCCGGAGCAAGCAGUCACCUACCGGCCCAAGCUGGCCGAAACCCUCAAGAGUGGCUGGAUCCAGUACAUAUCGUUUCUGGUCUUGUUCUGGGCGGUCAGCAGCUGGGUCUACAGCUUCAUCUUCCGACAUCAAAUCAUUCGCACCUACGUUCAGCCCGACCGGGUACCCGCGAGCCGAGGUUUCAAAACGCAUUCCUUCUGA